AUGACGAAUGUGCCAGUCUCUGCAGAAGAUCGGGCACUCAUUGAGAGCCUGGGCAAAAGUGUCAUUGGCAAGAAACUUCUGCGAGCCUCCGUGUUCUGUUCGCCUGUCGUAGCUGAAGUGCAGGCUAAAGGACCUCCGGCCUCGCAGGAGUCAACUGCAGCUGGAAUCGCCUGGAGGAUCCGAAUCUGCCAUCAGGAGAUUCCCUGGGCGAAGCUCCCUCGAAAGAGCCAGCACCGGAUCCUGCCUUUUCUGGUUGCGGCCAACUCUGUGAACUAUGGCAGGCCUAACAAGCUGAACACCGCGGAAGCCAUGGCAGCCGCACUAAUCAUCGUGGGCCUCCACGCGCAGGCUAAGCGCUUGCUGCGUGCCUUCAGCUGGGGCGAGGAAUUUCUCAGACUCAACCAAGAGGCCUUCGAGACCUACAGCCAAGCGAAGGAUGCAGCAGCCCUUCGUCGCGCAGAAGCUGCUUUGCUGGAGCGGUGGCGGAACGAGGCUGCUGAAAGGCGCGCGCAAGAUCCGGACCUGCCUCCCUCCGACUCCGAGGCCAGCGAGGCCUCAGUCCAGGAGCUGGACGCCGCGGGCAACUCCCUGCCUGCGAGAGCAGCCGGCAAGGCUACAAGUAGCCGGCCUGAGCCUGAACGCGGAAGCGGAAGAAGACCGGCAGAAACCUCAAGCCUGGGCCAGGCAUCAGAGGCGGAAUGCUCUGCCCCUGGUUCUGCCAUGUCUGUGCCUGUUCCUGACAGCGACGCUGACAAGGUGCCUGGGACUCACUGCGAGGAUCCGGAGGAGGUGACAAAGACGGCCAGCGAGGCUGCAUCAUCUCCUGGGACAAAAGAUGCGUCCGGAGCAGCGCCAGCAGCGACUUCCACAAGAGGUCCCGUGCCGUUUGAGAGGAGCCCUGCUCCGCCAAAGGCUGCUGGUGCCCAGGUUUCCGAGAAGCGGCUGCCAGCGGAUGCGGCCAGCCCAGCGGACCAGAAGGCAACGCUUCAAGCUUUGCAGUCUCUGGCCUCGGCCUCUUUUCUCCAGGACACCGGCUUGGCCGGCUUGAGUGGGAACAAACUGCAGAAGCUGAAGCGCAGUGAGUACGAGGCUAUCUGGAGAAGAUUCUGCACGGACCAGGCGCAGCUGCUGAGCGAUGAGGACAUUCAUCGGCUGAUGUCUGGCGCAGGUGGAAAGGGGGCACCUUCCAAAGCGAGCGUCAAGAAGUGA
Molecule: messenger RNA, 1209 nt
Organism: Symbiodinium sp. CCMP2592
Lineage: Eukaryota; Dinophyceae; Suessiales; Symbiodiniaceae
Source: the annotation of a GenBank genome assembly